Molecule: messenger RNA, 3289 nt
Organism: Hippocampus zosterae (dwarf seahorse)
Lineage: Eukaryota; Metazoa; Chordata; Actinopteri; Syngnathiformes; Syngnathidae
Gene: waca
Product: WW domain containing adaptor with coiled-coil a
Exons: 13
Coding region: 201-1838 (545 amino acids)
Biological process (GO): positive regulation of TORC1 signaling; regulation of autophagy
Cellular component (GO): nucleus
Molecular function (GO): chromatin binding; RNA polymerase II complex binding
Source: RefSeq, a predicted model, not a curated record
GCGAUCCGGAGAACCACGACCGCUGUGCGGAAAAUGGACUGAGUGAGGGAGGGCGCUCUUUCCACCACUGCUGCCUAUAGCAUCGAAAUACCUACCAGCUAGGCUCAAAUUGACGAUUUCAGGUGGCGGAAUUCACAAGAAAAAUACAGUGCCGUCAUUAGUCUUUCACAUCCCACUCUAGACACACUAACACGGCAUUGAUGGUAAUGUAUGCGAGGAAACAACCGAGACUCGGCGAUGGGUGCGACCGAAGAGAUUCUCAGCCCUAUCAGACUCUCAAAUACUCAUCCAAGAGCCAUCCAGCAGGAGAUCACCGACAUGAAAAGAUGCGAGACCACUCCGAUGUCACCCCUCCCUGCAAAAUGCUCCGAAGGUCUGACAGCCCAGAAAACAAACACAGUGACACCACAGGGAACAGCAGAGCAAAGGCUGUCCAUGCACACAGGGCCAGAGAUCGUGAUGGAGGGACCAGUAAUUCGCCACAUGAAAAUUCUCACAACCACAGUGCCCUUCAGAGCUCCAACUCGCAUUCAAAUCCCUGCAAACCCUCAGACACAACUCACGAACCAGGUGAUGACUGGUCAGAGCACAUUAGCUCAUCCGGGAAGAAAUACUAUUACAACUGCCGAACAGAGGUGUCCCAGUGGGAGAAACCCAAAGAAUGGCUGGAGAGAGAACAGCGACAAAAGGAGGCGACAAAACAGACUGCAGUUGUCAACAGUUUCCCCAAGGACAGGGACUACAGAAGGGAAGCAAUGCAGACAUCAGUGCCGCCCGGGUUUCCGGCAACAAAGUCAGCACAGGUGGAGAAAGCCACAACGGCUCAUGCCACCCAGUCAUCAUCUUCUGGCCCGGGGAGCUUCAACCCCUCAUCAGGCACCCCGGGAUCGUCGUCAUCCUCCACCGUCCCCGUCUCACCGGUCCUGCAGAGCCCCGCCCCUCCACUUCUCCAAGACCCCACUUUGUUACGCCAGCUUCUCCCUGCACUUCAGACUGCCCUGCAGCUCAAUAAUGCCAGUAUGGACAUGGCAAAAAUCAACGAAGUUUUGACAGCUGCGGUCACACAGGCUUCGUUACAGUCGAUGCUUCAUAAGAUCCUCACUGCUGGGCCAUCAGCUUUCAAUAUUACGACUAUUCUCUCUCAAGCGGCUCAACUCUCCAGCCAAGCUCAGCAGUCAAACCAGUCACCGAUGUCAUUAACAUCAGAUGCAUCAUCACCCAGAUCCUAUGUUUCUCCUCGCAUCAGCACGCCACAAGCCACUGCUGGUCCCCUCAAACCGCUACUCAGCACCCAGCUGGGCAUCUCGCUGUCAAAGGCAAGUACACCAACGGUCAAGCAGUCAUCUCAUCCCCAGCAAACGUCUCAGCAGCCCCUCCCCAGUGAGAAGCAGCACACUCACGAAGCUACCACAGCAUCACCACGCACCCUCCAGCGCCAAGGCAGCCAGAGGAGUCCCUCCCCAGGUCUCAACCACGUCGCAACUGGCGGCGGCAGCAAUGCCCCUACAUCUGCCUGUGCUACUCCCACCUCCUCGACAUCCCGGCCCUCCUGCUCCUUCACACCCUCCCUUGCUGCUCACUUCAAUGAGAAUCUUAUAAAGCAUGUCCAAGGUUGGCCUGCUGAACAUGCAGAAAAACAGGCAUCACGAUUACGCGAAGAGACUCACACAAUGGGCAGCAUUUGCAUGUCUGAGAACUGCACUGAGCUCAAAAACCUGCGUUCCUUGGUCCGAGUCAGCGAAAUACAAGCCACAUUGCGCGAACAAAGGAUACUGUUUCUAAGACAGCAAAUCAAAGAACUUGAAAAGUUGAAGAACCAGAAUUCUUUCAUGGUCUGAGAACUUUUUGUCUCAAGUCGAAGCGGGCGUUCGAGGAGGGUUGACGGGGAACGGGGGGGUACAGGUGGAGGGCGACCCAUUGCACAUAGCUGAAAGCCAGAGGCCGAGCGCUUGUUCAGUUUUUCUCGAGCCCCAUCUUCACACAUGCACACAGGAGCUGUUGUCGGUUUAGCUUUGGACCGUUUGGGCGGCAAAGAGCCAAGAAAGAAGGAAAGGAAGAGCUGUUUGGAGAGGAGGGUUGAUUUACAAUUCCGCUUUGUUCAAAAAGAAAAAAAGAGAGAGAAAAAAAUAAAUGUAGAUUUCUUGUAGAUGUUAUCUAUGUUGUAAAUAUGUUUUGUAGAAUGAAGCCAUCGAAAGCCAUGUCUAUCAAAGCUUUUGACAUCCAAACUAAUCAGCACCUCGGCGGCUACACCCUUUAGCUAGCCUUUUCCUUCAUGGGAACUCGUCUGCAGCUUUCUGUUGUCAAUUCAUAGAUGACAGGAGAAUCUUUGGGGUCAAUGACUUACACAGAAGUUGAGCGAUACAGAAUCACACUGGUCUCAUUUUUUUCAUUUCCUCUUCAAACCUCGAUGAACUCCUGACUCUUCCCUCCUUAGCCCUCUCUCGGGGUGAAGUGCACUCGGGCAUGGUGAAGCAUCCCCUUCUAGCAAGGUCCAGCACAACUGCUCCUAACGGUUAGGUGGUGUAUUUGCAGCUUCUGUUGGCCCUGCAUCUCCAAGUCUUGAUAAACUAGUGCCUGGUGGUGUGGUUGCGUGUGACUCCAAAAGAUACAAAUAAUAGAUGGGAAGUUGCUUUGAAUCAUUCCCACGCCCCUUGUCUGGCUUCAGCCUGGUCCUGCCACAAGUUCCACGUAUUUUUUUUCUUCCCCUUUUGCGAUGCAGGUUCAUUCCAUUGUACAGUCAACAAAGUGGACAACAUUCAAAGGGUUUAUUUAUAAAGAGUUGUAGAGAUUUACACUUUGAUUUGCACUCUGUAGGAAGGGACAAAAAGCAAACAGACAGGUAUGGGCAGAGGUGUGUGUGGUGACAAGGUGAAAAUGUGAAUUGUAUGUAUGAGAGUUAACAUGUUAAACUAAAGAGAGCCCUGAUUAUUUUAUUGGAGUGUUGGGUUUUGGUUUGAUAUGAUGCUAGUGCCUUGUUGAAAAUCUCAUUCGCCUACACAUCCCUCUCCUGUUCGCUUUUUUUUUUACCUUCUGUUUGACAAAAUAAAAUCAACAAAAAAAGUUAAUAAUAAUAAAAUAAGAUGUUCAAAAAGCAUGUCCCAUCUUUGUUAUUGUUUGCCCUCCAUUGUUGAAUCACAGGGUCCCCAAGCUGCAAAGUUUAAUUCCACCAUCCUGUCAUUUUAAAAGCCUCUCUCAUUCAACUUCACUACACAUUCAGUAAAGGUGACCACAUCCUUCGUUUGUAUAUUGAAGUAUAUGACAGAUGUAAUAAAAUGUCUCUGAAGGGUCA